AUGCGGAGCGAAGAACGCGCUCUCGCAGGCGGCUCCUUUUCUCUUGGCUGUGCUUCUUCUCCGCCGCCAGGGGCAGCUGCAUCCGCGCAUCCUUCUUGUGCUCGCGGUGUUUCGGCUGCUGCGCUCUCUUCUUCGUCUGCUUCGUCUUCCACUCUCCCUCCUUCGGUCCCCUCGGCCGGCUCCGCUGCAUGCGCGCAAUCGUCUUCGUCUGCGGACUUCUCUACUCGGCACCCGUCCGCAACCUCCGCCUGCUCUUCCGCCGUCGCUGCGGCCGCCUCCCUUUGCUCGUCUGCUCCUUUCUCGUCUUUGUCCUCUUCAUCUUCUUCCUCUGGUCCUUUCUCGUCUUUGUCCUCUUCAUCUUCUUCCUCUGCUCUUUUCUCGUCUUUGUCCUCUUCAUCUUCUUCCUCUGCUCCUUUCUCGUCUUUGUCCUCUUCAGCUUCUUUCUCUGCUCCUUUCUCGUCUUUGUCCUCUUCAGCUUCUUUCUCUGCUCCUUUCUCGUCUCUGUCCUCUUCAUCUUCUUCAUCUUCUUCCUCUGUUACUUGCUCCUCUUCUUCCUCUUCAUCUUCUUCCUCUGCUACUUGUUCGCCUUCUUCCUCUUCAUCUGCUUCCUCUGCUACUUGUUCGCCUUCUUCCUCUUCAUCUGCUUCCUCUGCUACUUGUUCGCCUUCUCCACCUCCUUCCUCUGCUACGGUUUUUUCUGCUGCAUCUUAUCCAUUGUCUUCCUCUGCUCCUUCUUCAUCUUCUGCAUUGUCUUCAUGUUCAUCUUCCUCCUCCUCUUCUUAUUCCUCCUCUUUUUCCUCCUCGUCUUCCUGCUCUUCUUUCUCUUCAUCUUCCUCACAUUCUGCCUCUUCAUCAUCGUCAUCUGUGUCUGGCUCUGCUUCUCGUUCCUUGCCCUCUUUGCCUCCGCACCCAUGCCCUGCGCUUGCUGCUGGCUCUUCGUCUUCUUCUUCUCAAAAGCUCUCAUCUUCUUUCUCGUCGGCCUUGGCGCCUUCUUCUCUCCCUGAGGCGGCGCCAAAAGGCGCCCCGGGCAGUGAGCGACGUUACAUAUUUCUGAAGCGAAAAGAGGAGAGUUGCGAGAGGCGGUAUCGAACAGAAGGAGGCGAGAAGCACGUGGGAACGCUUCGUCUGCAGGCCGACUCCCUUUCUUCCUCGCUAUAUCGCCUUCCACAGGCGCCCUCGACGCUUCAGCCGCUGCAGCUCGUCCAGGCGCAUGGAUCUCUCCCGUCGGUCUCCGGGGCGCUUUCAGCGCCUCUCUCUUCUGCGUCUUCCUCCUGCACAAUGUCAUCUUCUUCCGUUUCUUACUCGUGUUCAACUCCCUCUUUUUGGCUGCCUCGUGCGCCUUCGCCUUUUACGUCGCCGAUCGCUUCAUCCUCUCGCACGGCUUCGUGGUUGCCGGCAUGCGCGCCUCUUUCGGGUUCGAUUCCUUCCUCCGCCUCGUUUUCGUCUUCUUCGCUCUAUCCACGCGAGGGACUCGGGCUUGCGGACAAGCUCGCGUUACCCUCGUCUUUCAAGAAAGAGACGCCGCGAAACUCCGCCUAUCUCUCUUCUUCUCUCCCUUCAGCAUUCGCUUCAUACGCUGCCGUCGCUCCGCAGGCCACCGAGGUCGCCUCGUCUCGCUGGAUCCAGCCUCCUUAUCGCUACCCUCCGCUCGCCUCUUCUGAAGUGCCCUCCGCGCCGCUGUCUCCUUCGUUUCCUCGCUUUCAGUCGCUGGCGCCGUUUGACUUUGGCGUCGAAUCUUCUUCAGCCGCCCGCCGCGUCCUCUGCAAACGUCUCGCACUUCCUCUGUGCCGCGGCGCGAUUCCUCAUCUCGUUAUUCUUCGAAUCAAGCGCGUUCUGUGGUGCUUUCUUCUUCUUCGCAGUCUGCUUCUUCUGCUCGUCUCUGGCCUUCUCGCAAGCCUCCUCCUUUCCUUCUUCUUUCACCUUUCCCUUCGCCGUUCUCUGCUCUCCGUCAGGACUCUGCGGCGCCGCGAGUCUCAGCCUCGCCGCACCACUUUCCUCCGUUUCCUUCAACUUGCCUGCAUUCGGCGGCCCCGUCUCCGCCUUCCUGUGCGCUGCGUCUCGCCUCGUCUCCAGGCCCGUUCGCUUCUGAGGCUCGAGAAGAGGACGACAGAAGAAGAGAGACGCGCGACGGCGCGCGCAGCGCCCUCGACGCUCACUCCAAUUGGCAAAAACGAGGACGGAGAAGAUGAACUGACGUCCCUCUACGCAUGGUCACCCCCAUCGUGCCCUUUCGCAGAGUCGCCUCUCGAGGCUGCAGAGGGCGCGCGGACAGAAACCCUCUCUGCCUCUCCACUCGCUUGCGUUCCUGCAUCCUCUCCUUCCUGCCCCUGCACGGCGUCGUCGCCUGCCGCGUCCUCAGUCGCUGUCUAUGCGUUUUUUCUUUUUCCUGCCUCCACCCCGCUCUCCCUCGGCGCGUUGUCUCGCGUGCUCGACCGUGGGCGAGUCGCGGAAAGUGAAGAAGUAACUGCGGCGUUUCCUGUCACGCGCCUGCGACGCACGCCAAACGUCGAGCGCCUUCUCAGCCCCCUCUAG
Messenger RNA from Besnoitia besnoiti, 2532 nucleotides. RefSeq names its product chloride transporter, chloride channel (ClC) family protein. Lineage: Eukaryota; Apicomplexa; Conoidasida; Eucoccidiorida; Sarcocystidae. The transcript is spliced from 2 exons. The coding region runs from base 1 to 2532 and encodes 843 amino acids. The record is from RefSeq and is a predicted model, not a curated record.